AUGUCAAAAGAUUUCAAGAGUCUGCCAGUGACUGUCGAAAAGGGUAUCCCAGUGACAUAUGAUUUAGGUAAUCUCUCUGUUUUCGAUUCUAAUGCAUUGAAUAAAAGUGAUCUAGAUUCCUCCAAUGCAAAACGUGAAGAACAUUUAAAGGACAUGACCCGUGAUAACGUUCAGCUACUCAUCAAUCAAAUACUGUCUCUACCCAUGAAGACCACGACAGAGUCGGCAGGUGGUACCAGCAAUCAAAGUGCUUCGAUGACGUUGAUACAGUUACCAGAACCUACAACUGAAUUACCUAGAGAAAAGCCACUGCCAAAACCAAAAGCACCAACCAAAUGGGAACUUUUCGCAGCCAAGAAGAAUAUCAAGCCAAAGGAAAGAGCUGGUAAGAUGGUAUACGAUGAAGAAAAAGGUGAAUGGGUUCCAAAGUGGGGUUACAAAGGUUCUAACAAGACCUUGGAUAACCAAUGGUUGGUGGAAGUUGAUGAAAAGGUCAAAGGUACAGAAAAUGAGUUAGUCGACCCAAGGACACUAAAUAGAGCUGAAAGAAAGAAUCUGGUAAAAAAGAAUCUGAGACAGCAGAAAAAAAAUUCAAAAAAUGUAUUGGGCUCCAAAUGA
Molecule: messenger RNA, 618 nt
Organism: Zygotorulaspora mrakii
Lineage: Eukaryota; Fungi; Ascomycota; Saccharomycetes; Saccharomycetales; Saccharomycetaceae
Gene: RRS1
Product: ribosome biogenesis protein RRS1
Exons: 1
Coding region: 1-618 (205 amino acids)
Biological process (GO): ribosome biogenesis; endonucleolytic cleavage in ITS1 to separate SSU-rRNA from 5.8S rRNA and LSU-rRNA from tricistronic rRNA transcript (SSU-rRNA, 5.8S rRNA, LSU-rRNA); ribosomal large subunit biogenesis
Cellular component (GO): nucleolus; nucleus; preribosome, large subunit precursor
Molecular function (GO): protein binding
Source: RefSeq, a predicted model, not a curated record